GAUCUGGCCACUCUUCUUGCUUGGAUAGGGAGAAUCGGGUGGGAGUUAGCUGUGUAAUGGCGGCCUCGGUGUUGCUGUCUGUGGAGAACACCGGACCCACUUUUGCGGUCGGUAACUCCGGGGCAGUAGGGGUCCCAGGUAAUGGAGUAGGGUCACCAGGUCCUGCAUCGUGGAAUCGAUCACUGGACAGGGCAUUAGACGAAGCUUCGGCAACUGGUUUCCUCAACCUCAGCGGCAGGAAACUAAAGGAGUUCCCGAGGAGCGCCGCCAACCACGACUUGACAGAUACGAUUCGGGCCGAUCUGUCCCGAAACCGUUUGCCAGAGCUACCCAUGGAGGUGUGCAUGUUUGUGUCACUGGAGAACCUGAACCUGUAUCAGAAUUGCCUGCGCUCCUUGCCUGAUAGUCUUCUAAACCUUCAGGCCCUCACCUACCUAAACAUUAGUCGGAACCAGUUGUCAACUCUGCCUGAUCCGGUGUGCAGUCUCCCAUUGAAGGUCCUGAUUGCCUGCAACAACAAGCUUGUUUCUCUGCCUGAAGAGCUGGGCCAGCUACGACAACUCACAGAACUGGACGUGAGCUGCAAUGAAAUCCAGACUCUCCCUCCUCAGGUGGGCCAGCUUGAGGCGCUCCGUGACCUCAACAUCCGCCGUAACCACCUGGCCCGCCUUCCCCCAGAGCUGGCAGAGCUGCCUCUGGUUCGUCUGGACUUCUCCUGUAACAAGGUGACGUCCAUACCUGUGUGUUAUCGAAACCUGAGGCACUUACAGAGCAUCGUCCUGGACAACAACCCCCUACAGACCCCACCCGCACAGAUUUGUAUAAAGGGGAAGAUCCAUAUAUUCAAGUAUCUGAAUAUGGAAGCAAGCAAGACCACGCCUGAGCUUCCAGACUAUGACAGGAGACCACUUGCCUUUGGAUCCUGUGUGGAGGAGCUGUACCCCGGGAGGCCGUACGGAGCGCUGGACUCUGGCUUCAACAGCGUGGACAGCGGGGACAAGAGGUGGUCAGGCAACGAGCCCGCAGAGGAGCUGUCCGACCUGCCGAUGCGCGUGGCGGAGAUCACCAAAGAGCAGAGGCAGCGGCGAGAGAGAGAGAGGGAGGAGCACAGACCCGCCUCCGGCGUCGCCAACGGCACACUGGAGGCCGAGCUGGAGCAGAUCGACUACAUCGACAGCUGUGCGGGCGAGGAGGAGGACGAAGAGGGGGGGAGGAGGAGCCGGACGUCUGAUGUCCUGACCUCCCAGUUCAUGGCGUACAUAGAGCGGCGCAUCACCAGAGAGGGCUCACCGGGCAAGUCCAACCCCACCAAAGACACAAGGGCAGACGAUGCACGGAGACCAAACUCUCUGUCAAACAGGAGUGGCCAUGACAGUGGCAUUCCAGCCGCCUCUGCUUCUCCUAAUCAGAGGGCUGGCGGGGCUGGGGUUGGCCGGGGCGUGGAGAGGGUGCGGAGGGAAGCCCAGCUGGCCGCCCUACGGUACGAGGAGGAGAGGCAGAAGUCUCGCUCCAUGCAGUCUUACGUACUGCACACAAAAGCAACCAGCCCUACCAAGCUGAGUCCUGAGAGUGAGNNCACAUACCCCUCCAGACGCUCCACCCAUACCGAUGACUCCGCCCUCUUUCUUGGGGAUGAGCGGGCAUCUCUGUCUACCACAGCCAUCCAAUCACCUGCUUACUCUGGCCUCAUUGGCCAACCCACCUGCCGAGGUCCCGGGCAACGACCAGACAGCUUUCUGUUUCGCCUCAGCCAAAAGGAAGAGAAGAGGAGAGGAGCCUCGUCCGCCCCCAGGCCAGAGACUGAAGAGGUCGCCCCAUCUCAGCCUCCGCCCCAGGGGCUAGUCGGUGAAGACGCUGAGCUAGUGGAGCAACUGCGGAAAAACAUCGAGUCCCGUCUGAAAGUGUCCUUGCCCAGUGACCUGGGAGCAGCGCUGACUGACGGAGUUGUGCUGUGCCAUCUGGCCAAUCAUGUGCGGCCGCGAUCUGUGCCCAGCAUCCAUGUGCCCUCUCCUGCUGUGCCCAAACUUACAAUGGCCAAAUGUCGGCGGAACGUUGAAAACUUCCUGGAGGCGUGUCGCAGGAUCGGGGUUCCUCAGGAACGUUUGUGCUCUGUGGGGGAGGUCCUAGAGGGUCGGGGGGGCUGUAUUUAUGGGACCGUUGGGGUCCUGCUCUCCUUGGCGUCCCCCCGCCUACCCUCCCCCCCUGCCCAGCUUGCAGGCUUUGCCAUCUUCUAUCUCUCCAUCAUGUCUGUGCUGUGUGCUCUGUACUGCCACCUGGUGCCCCACCUGUGAUCUGGACUGCAGAUGUUUCACUUUGCCCCCAACACUGGCCACGUGCCACUCCCUGACUCCUGCACACAGUCUUAUAUGACGCAUAUAGAUGCACACUGGCAUACCCGAGCUCCCAUGCCUCAGUACCUCUUUACUGAGGCUCAUCUUUAUGCGCAUCGCUCAAACAGUAACUAUCCAACAGUCAGCAGAUCUCUAGUGAAAAGCACAACUGUGAGUUGACCUCCCACUCAGCCUUAAAACAAAACAUUGCCCGAGUCUGCUGUCUGUUAAGAAUUACAUAGCUCUGACCAAAUGCCACAAUAGUAUGCUUUUCCUCUUGCCCUUUAUUUUUGGGGUUGCACACCCUCAGGGAGUGGCAAAGAGAGGCUGCCGACCCCGUCCUUCUCAAAUUAAUAGUCAGAGGUCAGAACCCGAGGGCUGUGUGUCACCCUGUCACCAAUCCCAUACCUCUGCCUACCUAAUCCUCUUGUCCUGUGCCUUAAGUUUGUCUGCUUGUGUGGAUGGAACUCUCAGAAUUAAGAGAGAGUGCUUUAAAUGCACAACAUCAAACGGCUUUUAGUAUGGUACUGAAGUGCUUCCUUUCGCGCUGCACCAAAACACCAUCAUUACGGUCGGCUGUGGGUUCAGGGGAGCCGGAAAGCCAAUCAAAAAGGAGUUGAAUUAUCAGCUUUCUCGCUGAUAAACAAUCAAGAACCACAGACAAUCUCUCCUUAACUGUGGUCUCAAAUCCCUCUCAACCUAAGAUCAUCUGUGGGGGGGGGGGGGGUGGCAUUAGAGAAACCCCUCGGCAGCUGUAUCACAACUGAAGUCAUUAUCGUUCUGUGAAUCAGUGUUGUUGAAAGAAAACGCAUCACUGUGAGAGAGAGAGAGGGUGAAUCUUGUUUUGUGGUGUGCUGAUGUCAUGUUCAAGGACAAGGAAUGCUAUCUCCUCAUGUUCUGUGCCUAAUCUGGUGUUUUCUACAUGUCCGUCUGCUUUGUGAACCAUGUGCCUAUCUCUCCCAAGUACUGUUUACCUGUGUACGAUUCUUCCCAUAUUUUCCUUUCACAAUAAAAUGAAACGACAUUCCUGA
This is a messenger RNA of Osmerus eperlanus (European smelt), 3361 nucleotides long. It is a transcript of the gene lrch3, whose product is annotated as leucine-rich repeats and calponin homology (CH) domain containing 3. Bases 57 to 2291 code for a protein of 744 amino acids. Lineage: Eukaryota; Metazoa; Chordata; Actinopteri; Osmeriformes; Osmeridae. The record is from RefSeq and is a predicted model, not a curated record. Gene Ontology annotation, molecular function: protein binding. The transcript is spliced from 21 exons.